UCAGCAAGACCAGGAGCGAAAUCCCAACUCACUUCCGUUCCUUUGUAGCACCAAACACUGCAAGUUUUAGCAAAUAUACCACAACAUUACAAUUUUCUCGAGAUUGCUCCGCUUUCAGCAUUUUCGGAGAGGGUCCGAUCCCUCAACCAUACGCGAGUGAACCAUGGAGAAAGCUGCAGUGUACGUGGAGAGGACGCUGGCUCUCAUUAAACCCGACGCCAUCGCCAAGGCGGACGAAAUUGAAGAGAUCAUUCUCCGCUCUGGCUUCACCAUUAUUCAGAAAAGGAGAGUCUGUUUAAGCCCUGAGGUGUGCAGUGAUAUUUAUGCAGCACAUUAUGGAAAAAUGUUCUUUCCCAGCUUAACAGCAUUCAUGAGUUCUGGGACAAGUGUUGCCAUGAUUAUUGCCAGAGAUAAAGCUAUUGCAUACUGGAAUGAAUUGAUUGGACCUGCAGAUAGUGUAAAGGCAAAAGAAACUCAUCCAGAGAGUUUAAGAGCAUUAUAUGGGACUGAUGAUCUUAGGAAUGCUGUGCAUGGCAGUGAAACCUUUUCUGCAGCAGAGAGGGAAAUUCGGUUUAUUUUUCCUGAUGCUUCCGUUGAUCCAAUUCCUAUCAGACAAUCUGCAAUGAGUUACCUGAGCAGAUAUGUAAUUCCUACUUUGUUAUCGGGACUGACUGAACUCUGCAAGGAGAAACCCACAGAUUCUAUUACCUGGCUUGCAGACUGGCUGAUUGCAAACAAUCCCAACAAGCCAAGCAUUUGUGAGGAUUUUUUAGAAGAGCCCUAAAAUGGCUAUUCUGACAGAUUAAAGAACUCUAAGUUGUUGGAAAGGUGAAAACAACUCCACUUCCAGGAAAUAUUAAUUGUAGGUGGAAUUUGACCAAUGCAAACAACGAAUGACUUUGAAUUUUAAUAUAUUCAACAUAUUUGAUGUUGUUAAUGUUUAAAUAUCAAUUUUUGAUGUUUACAAUGAAUGGCAAAUACAGAAAAAUCACUAAGCAUUAACAUCUCUCACUUGAUGACCCUCAAAGAAACCAGCUUAUAAUAAUAAAUUUCUUUGUGUUACAUUUUAUACGCUCAAAAUCCUUUUCUUAACAAGGUCAGAGGUUGCCAAGCUGAUCAUGAUUGUGCUGGAUUCGCCUAAUUGAUUGGGGAGCUGAAUGGUCCUCUGAUGCUUCACAAUCAACAGCAACUCUUGAAACUAUUGUUUUAUUAUCACCAUUUUCCUCAGAUGUAUUCUCCUCUAGGUGUUUGUUAAGUGUUUACCUAAUUUGUGAUUGACAUACCAUGUCUAUCAAAUUGUGAUA
This is a messenger RNA of Pristis pectinata (smalltooth sawfish), 1304 nucleotides long. RefSeq names its product NME/NM23 family member 5 (gene nme5). The record is from RefSeq and is a predicted model, not a curated record. The transcript has 5 exons. Bases 164 to 784 code for a protein of 206 amino acids. NCBI's taxonomy places the organism in Eukaryota, Metazoa, Chordata, Chondrichthyes, Rhinopristiformes, Pristidae. Gene Ontology annotation, biological process: negative regulation of oxidative stress-induced intrinsic apoptotic signaling pathway; UTP biosynthetic process; CTP biosynthetic process. Gene Ontology annotation, molecular function: nucleoside diphosphate kinase activity.